GCACGUGGGGCCGUUGGGCGGCGGCUUUGAACGGGCGGCCGGGCCGCGGCCAUGGAAGGGGCUGCGGGCGGGCAGCGGGCGCUGCUCCGGCAGGUGCUGGGCUGGCGAGUGGCCGCCGCCGUGACCUGGUCCGUGCUGCUGCUGCCCUUCUGCACUGCGGCCUUCAUCGUGCUCAGCGGCCUCGACCCGUUCCACCCGGUGCGCUGGAUCUCCAAUUCUUUCAAUGAUUUGUACACUUCUUAUGUCAUCUUUUGUAUCUUCCUGAUGUCUGUGGUGAUAAUAGUAAUAAGCAUCUUCAACGUUGAAUUUUAUGCAGUUGUGCCAUCGAUACCAUGCUCUCGAUUAGCACUGAUAGGAAAAAUUAUUCACCCUCAGCAAGUGAUCCAUUCCUUUGUUCAUGCUAUCAUGGGAAUGCUGGUUGCUUGGUGUGCUACAGUCAUGACCAAAGGGAGGUUCCAGUUUCUUGCUGUGUCCUGCACGCCCUCAGAAAGCCUAGAAGAUGCUGUUUCUCAGAUGUGCCUAAAUGAGUAUCACCUCUUCUUUCUUCUUUCUGGAGCUUUCUUGGGAUACAGCUACAGCCUUUUCUUUCUUAUUAACAACAUGAAUUAUUUGCCAUUUCCAAUCAUACAGCAAUACAAGUAUUUACGUUUCAGAAGAUCUUUGCCUCUCCUGAUAAAACACAGUUGUGUGGAAUCACUAUAUUUUGUUAGAAACUUCUGUGUCGCAUAUUACUUUUUUGGUUAUAUCCCAAAGGUAUGGAUAUGUACCACAAUGGGUCUUCAUACAGACAGUAAAUUACAUCCUCUUGACACUCUGAGUGGCUUAUUGGAUCUCUCCUUGUUUUACCAUACCUGGCUGAGUGGUGUGUUCCUUCUGAUGACCUGGUACAUUGCUUGGCUGCUCUUCAAAAUCUAUGCCACAGAGAGUCAUCAUUUUCCCAUUCAACCAACAUUUGCUCAGGAGACAGACCAGUGCCUGCCUAAAAUCUUAAACAGCAAUCCUCCCCUCCUUAUAAAGUUUCUGGCCUUACAAGACUUGAUGUUACUUUCCCAGUAUUCUCCUCUUCGACGACAGGAAGUCUUUAGCCUCAGUCAGCCAGGUGGGCACCCACACAACUGGACUGCAAUAUCCCGGGAGUGUUUGAGUCUCCUCAGUGACCUGACUCAGAGGCUGAUUGCACAGCAAGAAGCAGCAGCAGCAAAUGGGAGAGCAAAGCCACCAGUGGGAGAGCUGAAAGUACCUCCACAGACUCCAGGAGCUGCUGGGAUAGAAGACAUGUCAUUCCAGUCACAGAGGUCCAGCAUUGUUCUCAGAGCCUCCAUGUCUCCACUGGUUAAGCCAUCCCUGAUGCCUGUGAAGACGUCUCCUGGCUCUGAUGUUGGUUCACCUUUCAGCUCUCCUGCUUUAAGUUACAAGAUGGGAGUUGUGGACGUAAAGUCUCCUUGGCAUGGAACGGUUCAAAGUCCCCAUGUCACGAGGAGGGGACCAAAGCUGUGGACGUCAGUUUCAGAUCAGCAAAUGAAUGGUUCCCACCAUGAAUCCUCACCAGUGCUCUCUGCUGCAAGAACUGGCAGCGAGGCAGUGCAGCCAAGAUUUAUUUACACAUGGCUUCAGAACAAGCAGGAACAGAUAAAAAACUUCUUGUCCAAACGGGCAUUGAUAAUGUAUUUCUUCAGCAAGCACCCAGAAGCCUCCAUCCAGGCUGUCUUCUGUGAUGCCCAAAUGCACAUCUGGGCUUUGGAAGGUCUGUCUCACUUGGUAGCAGCCUCCUUCACUGAAGACCAGUUUGGAGUUGUCCAAACUACACUGCCAGCUAUCUUGAACACAUUACUGACUCUUCAGGAGGUUGUAGACAGACAUUUCAAACUGCCACAUGUUUCCAGCAAACCUCCCCGGAUUUCAGGGAGCCUGGUGGACACAUCCUACAAAACACUACGAUUUGCACUUAGAGCGUCUCUGAAAACAGCCCUCUACAGGAUAACUACUGUCUUUGGAGAACACUUGAAUGCUGUACAAGUGUCUACAGAACAUAAGAAAAGACUUCAGCAAUUCCUGGACUACAAAGAAUAAAUUUUGAUGCACCUACGAGGACCCAGGAUUUGAGGAUGGCCAUGGUGUUAGUUAUGUUGGUGUGAUGUGGCUGUGUAGUGACAGGGUGUCUCUAAGGUUUGGGUAAAAGAGAAACCCCUGAAUCUCCAGUGAGAACUGCAUAUUGCUUUCUUCAGUACAGAGAGGUAAUUUUUUUGUAAGGCAGACAUUGCAGAUGUUAGACUUGGUAGUGAAAAUGAGAAUUAUAUUGUUCUUUUUGCAUUGAGAUGGCUCGUAGCAAACACAGUAACAUGAUAGAUCAUCUUUCAAAAUGUUUAAAGGUUAAGCUAAAGCUUCCCCACGCUUGACUUCUACCACAGCUAGAAGCCUCUUGACUGCCUGACUUAUUUAAUAAUUUAAUUUGCAUAUUUUUUGGCAUUGCAAGGUGCACCUGAUGCUGUAGCUGGUACCUCAGGUGUAACUGGUAAACCAAAUACUGCAGAUGAACGUUUCAAAUAAAUUUUUCAGAGUUUUGAACAGGUGCAGUAUUUUUUUAAUUGCUGUGGUAUUUUCUGCAACACUCCCACAGCCAUAAACUGCAAGUUCUAAUUAAAUGUUACAGUUCUGAACAACAGGCUUAAAAUGUAGAUGACUUUUUGAUGGCAUAGUGGUUGAGGUCUGUCCUUGUGUUGCAGCAAAGAUUUGCGCAUAUCUGCUAAUGUGUGUGUGAUUCAAAGCAUUCUCCCUAUGACAGAAAACCUUUCAAAAGCUGAUUGCUUUGUGGUUUCUUUAACAGCUGCAAUAUUUAAAGAGCUGAAGACUUUUUUUUUUUAAGCCUUAACUUAAAAGUGCAUCUUUAACAAUAUCUCAUGCCUGUGAAUCACAGUGUACAAGAAUAUGAAGUGUAUGUUGGGUGCCCUUUGAAGUUGAGUAACUGGUAACAUAUUACUCUGGCUUUGGCUUUGGGAAUAAUUCUAUUCCCCUGGCAAACUGUGGUGGUAUUUCAAGUCCUUUUGUAGACUUUUGUCUUAACAUAAGAAUCAGUCUGUGAAACCUCUGUGAGGUAGGGGAAGAGUCUCCUGAGUUCAUUUCUGCAUUCUGGGUACUAAGGGAAAAAUAAAGCCUUUUUACACCUGG
Messenger RNA from Haemorhous mexicanus (house finch), 3165 nucleotides. It is a transcript of the gene NDC1, whose product is annotated as NDC1 transmembrane nucleoporin. Gene Ontology annotation, molecular function: protein-macromolecule adaptor activity. The record is from RefSeq and is a predicted model, not a curated record. The transcript has 19 exons. NCBI's taxonomy places the organism in Eukaryota, Metazoa, Chordata, Aves, Passeriformes, Fringillidae. Gene Ontology annotation, biological process: nuclear pore organization. Bases 52 to 2070 code for a protein of 672 amino acids. Gene Ontology annotation, cellular component: nuclear pore transmembrane ring.